AAAUGGGACCCCAGUCUGAAGGUGAUAGCAGAAGGCUAUGCUGCUAAAUGUGUCUGGAACCACAACCCUGACCUGGAGGAGACCGGAGAGAACCUGUACGCCGGGACCAAACCUCUGGACCUCCGAGAGUCUCUGGAAGAAUGGUUUCUGGAGAACCUGAGCUACGACUUCAAUAACAACAGCUGUGAUGAGGACAAGAUGUGUGGACACUACACGCAGAUGGUGUGGGCGGACACACACAGAGUGGGCUGUGCUGUGCAUGUCUGUACCGACAUGGAGGGUCUGAACUGGGGGAGAACCAACUUCCUCGUGUGCAACUACUACCCCGCAGGGAAUUAUGAAGGUGAGCGGCCGUACGUUGAAGGUGAUUGGUGCUCCAGGUGUCCUGAGAACCUCCAGAAGUGUGAAAACAACCUCUGUGUGGACGACACACUGGACGAGAUGCAUGACGACGUAGACGACGGUGAGGACGAAGACGUGACAGAGAUUCCUGCGACGACUGAACCCGUCAUCCUGCUGGAUGAGGAACCAGAGGAGGAGAUAAAGGAGGAAGAGGAGGCGCACGUUCCUCCUCCUGCAACCACUGACAUGUACGUCCAACCUGACACCACAGCUCCACCCGCAGCUCCGCCCACAACAACUAGUACGCCCAGUAUCACCACCACCUCUGCAGAGGACAUGGAGGAAGUCCAAGCAGAAAUCACCCCAGAAGAAAACACCCCAGACCCGGGCACACAGGCUCCAGACGCCCCCCCAACCACACCUGAAAGACAGGAGGAGGGGGUCAAAGUAAACGUGGAGGAGGUGGAGGUGGAGGAGGAGGAGGAGGAGGAGGAGAAGAUAAAGGAGAAGGAGGAGAAAAUAAAGCCGGCGGAAAAAGCAGAGAGAGACGUGGUUGGAAAAAUAUUCCAGGAAGUUACGAUGAGCGCUGCUUCAGUAUGUUCCCCCUCUGUCCUGUUAGCCUGCGUGACGGGGGUCCUGACUCUGAGGCUGUGAGGAGGGGGGCAAGGUGGAGGAGGAGGAGACGAUACGUUCACCUCAUCAGUCUUGCAUUGACUGCACAUGACCUUUGUAAAUCAAUCCUGAGGUAACAAACAGCUUCCAGUCCCUCGCUGCAGAGUAAUUAAUAAAUCACAUUAAUCAGAAAACAGCUGCAGCUCUGUAAAGCUCUGCAUGAAGUCCAGGCUGAGAUCUGAAGCAAACACUGAGUGAGAAACCCACCGUGAAGUAAAGCCAGCAGACACUGUCAACACUGAAAGUAAAUAAAUGUGUCAUCUGCAUAUAAAAAAGACAAAUUUAAAGCACAGACUCUACAUUAAAUUGAAGGAUUCUAGUAAAGUUUUAAAGGUCACAUAUUCUGUAAAAUCCUCUUCUCCAUGUUCCUCUAGUCCGUCUACAAACCCCCCAAUGAUGA
Messenger RNA from Labrus bergylta (ballan wrasse), 1414 nucleotides. The record is from RefSeq and is a predicted model, not a curated record. Lineage: Eukaryota; Metazoa; Chordata; Actinopteri; Labriformes; Labridae.